Messenger RNA from Symbiodinium necroappetens, 300 nucleotides. Lineage: Eukaryota; Dinophyceae; Suessiales; Symbiodiniaceae. The record is from the annotation of a GenBank genome assembly.
AUGGUGAAAGAACAAACUCGGAACCACAAGAGGACGUUCGCAGCGUGCACCAGGCCAAGGAGCACAAGGCGCUUGCCAGGGGCUACGGAUACGGCCGAGAUGCGGGCAACCGACCUCUUCUUGGACUACCUGGAGUACCUUGAUUUUAAGGCUGCCGAAGGUGACAGCCUAGACGCAAGCCCGGUGGUCACUCAGGAGUCGACAGCAAUGUUCGUCCGGCACACACAGGGUCAGGGCAUACUGUCUUCUUCUAUGCAGCAUGCAGCCAAUCAAUUAAUGAAGACCACUGUGCCAGAAUAG